UUACACGUUCUCAAAAUACCAGGCGCAUUAAAUCUGCUUUUUGGCUUGAGUGUUAUGUCACGGUCCAUUAAUAAUGACAUAACUAAAAGUCGUUCAUUACACAAUGCUUAGUGAAAUCCCACAUUGACGUGCUUCUGGCAAAAAGACACGAGGUGGGACAUGCUAAAAAUUCUGCUCCACCCUUUCACCGCCUCUGCAUCGUUUGGCCAAAUCCAUCGCGCAAUGUGCAGUUGGCAAAAUUAAAAUGGCAGCUUAAGCUAUUAAAGUGAGCAGCUUUUAAUCAUUGGCUGCAGGAACUCAAGGUUGGUGGAAUAGAAAGGGGAGGGAUUAAAGUCUUUGAAAGGCAGAGCGAAAUCUCCACUCUGAUCUCCGCACAGGGCCCUGCCGCUGCUUGCCGGGAUAUCCCAACCACUGCACGCUUCGCCCCAAAGCGCCCCGACGGGUGUCCAUGGUGCCCACAUUCCUCUCGGAGCGCGGAGUCAGGGAUGCAGCGUCGCCAUGGGUCUCAUGGAGUUCUACCUGGAGAUUGACCCGGUCACUCUAAACCUCAUCAUCCUCAUCGCCAGCUACGUCAUCCUGCUUUUGGUCUUUCUCAUCUCUUGCAUCCUGUACGACUGUCGCGGCAAAGACCCUUCCAAGGAGUACGUCUCCGAGCCCCCGGCCCCCCAGCAGCAGUCUCCCAUCCGGCUCGUGGUGAUGCAAAACUCCCCGGCCUCGUCGCGUUACAACGAGCAGAACAACACGGCUGCCUCCAACUUCGCUCCACUGACCCCUGACAUGCGCGAGAAGAGGAGCACGCUGGUCUGACGCGUCCACGGUCUGCUGAUGAGGGGCUUUCUCUCGGUUUUCCCUUUUGGACACAUGUUUAUCCUCAUAGAAGUUAAUAAAUGCUAAAAACUGAACUUAAUUUGAGCUGAAACAGAGCGUCCAUCUGCAUUCAUUAGUUUAUUGUGGACAAUUUCAUCAUGGAAAUGGAGUUAUUUUAUCCUCUGGACACUGGAUAAAGGCCAGUAGAAGACACAUGUGCAUGCCUGAACAGAGCAAAUGUCCGGACACGUGUACAGUCGUAAUGUUAUCCUCUGAAGAAAUGACAUGUGAUUUUGCAGGUUUGUCAAAGGCAUGAAUGCUGCCCACGUAGCGUACAACACUUCGGUAUACAAGUUAGGCUAUACGUUUUGAAUGUGUUCAUUGUGAAGUUUGAAUGUGUGUGUUUGUAAGUGUGUAAACGUAUAUAGAGAAUACAUUUACAGUAUUUAAAGUAAUAGAGUAAUAUUGUCUUGGUUUAAACAAUACAUAGGAGAUUCAAAUUCAGUCAACGUUGAUUACACUACUUGUCUAAAUCAGAGGCAUUUUGCUUUUUUCCAAAGCAGCGUACUUUGCAUUCUGUGUUUAUAUUUUGUUAGGCAUCUUGUGUUCCCAAGGAGUCGAAACCGUGACAUUGGCUUUGCUAACACUAUGAUUCUGAGCACUAGUAAAACAUCUAAAUGCAAUAUAUUUAUGAAAUAUAUUUAUGAAGUAAUAAUAGAUGUUUUUUUUCUGGAAAAAAGUACAAAUAUUUUUCAGUAAAUAGAUUUCGUUUUACAAUUAAGUGGUAAAAAGUGGUGUGACUCAUUUAAUUACUGUUCUCACUAAAAAUAGUAAAUUUCUGAA
Molecule: messenger RNA, 1650 nt
Organism: Puntigrus tetrazona (Sumatra barb)
Lineage: Eukaryota; Metazoa; Chordata; Actinopteri; Cypriniformes; Cyprinidae
Gene: smim36
Product: small integral membrane protein 36
Exons: 2
Coding region: 499-807 (102 amino acids)
Source: RefSeq, a predicted model, not a curated record